Protopolystoma xenopodis is the source of this 678-nucleotide messenger RNA. The record is from the annotation of a GenBank genome assembly. Lineage: Eukaryota; Metazoa; Platyhelminthes; Monogenea; Polystomatidea; Polystomatidae.
AUGCGAUACGGUGCGCAGCCCAAUCCUUCUUGCCUAUCUGCACCUUUAUGCUCCGAUCAACAACAUUACCCACUGAGCAUGAGUUCUGUUAAGACAUUACCCAACUCUCAUUGCUACAGUUUUUCAAACGGGCGUUCCCAUCCUGCGGUCGCUGCCCGAGACCAGAUUGAUGUUACGAACGCGGAUAUCUCCCAAUUCGAGUCAACUUCACUGUUUCCAUCAGCGGCCUCUAGCCUUCUUCCUGGCUAUUCAACUUUUACCACACCAACCGGGUCUGCUGUUAGCACCCAAGGUUGCCUCUGGCCGGGCCGAGGACUUGCACCUCCCUCUUUUGGCGACCAUACUGAGUCCUAUGCUGGAUGGGAUUUAAACUCAGGAAAUAUAUUUAUAUCUGCCGAUAGCCAAAAGGAUGCACAUGAGUUGGAUGAGCUAGGAAAUUUUAUCGAUAAAGAUAUACUACUGGCGAAUGAAGAUUUAGGAGAGGAGGCACUUGGAGAUUAUUGUGAUGUCAUUGCUGGGUUUGGAGUUGACGGGCAUCAUAUGGCGCGAGCAGUUUGCAAAUGCCUCACAGCUCUUUUAUUCAGUCAAGGCAAGUAUCACUUCAUUGAUGUAGUCGCCAUAUUUAUGAAUAUCAUAAUUUAUGAUGGGGCGACCUUCAUUUCGCAAGAAAGUGCAUAA